AUGGCCUGCCAUGUGCCUAACAUGGCCGACCAGAGGCAGCGCUCUCUCUCCACCUCUGGGGAGUCGCUAUACCACGUACUGGGACUGGACAAGAAUGCAACCUCGGACGACAUUAAGAAGUCCUAUCGGAAACUUGCCUUGAAGUAUCACCCUGACAAGAACCCUGAUAACCCAGAGGCCGCAGAUAAAUUCAAGGAGAUCAACAACGCUCACGCAAUCCUCACGGAUGCCACCAAGAGGAACAUCUACGACAAGUACGGCUCCCUGGGCCUGUACGUGGCCGAGCAGUUUGGCGAGGAGAAUGUGAACACCUACUUUGUCCUCUCCAGCUGGUGGGCCAAGGCCCUCUUCGUCGUCUGUGGACUGCUCACCUGCUGCUACUGCUGCUGCUGCCUGUGCUGCUGUUUCAACUGCUGCUGCGGCAGGUGCAAGCCGCGGCCGCCCGAGGGCGACGGGGCCCAGGUGUACGUAUCGCCCGAGGACCUGGAGGCGCAGCUGCAGUCGGACGAGAGGGAGGCUGCAGACGCGCCAGUCGUGAUCCAGCCGGCGUCUGCCACGGAGACCACCCAGCUCACGGCCGACUCCCACCCCAGCUACCACACCGACGGGUUUAACUAG
Orycteropus afer afer is the source of this 618-nucleotide messenger RNA. RefSeq names its product DnaJ heat shock protein family (Hsp40) member C5 (gene DNAJC5). The transcript is spliced from 5 exons. Bases 1 to 618 code for a protein of 205 amino acids. The record is from RefSeq and is a predicted model, not a curated record. Gene Ontology annotation, biological process: regulation of synaptic vesicle cycle. Lineage: Eukaryota; Metazoa; Chordata; Mammalia; Tubulidentata; Orycteropodidae. Gene Ontology annotation, cellular component: presynapse; membrane; intracellular membrane-bounded organelle.